UUUUUAAUCUUUUUUUUAUCUAGCAAAGCUUCAAAUCAAAUCUCGUCAUCUUCUUACCCACCUUUCACUCACAACUUGGUGAACAACUUACUAGGAGAAGUGAACGCUGUCGCGACUUGCCUAUUACAACAAUUGGAAUAUAAAUAAUAUUGUCGAAACUUUUGCUAUCGCAUCUUAAUCGCUAUGUCCUUUUGGGGUGCCCUUACUGGACGGAAGUCCUCCUCUUCUUCUUCGGCCGAUGCAGGCUCUGCGCCUACGCCAACACCCACCGACACUUUCACCCCGACUCCCUUUAACCCAGCAGAAGCACAAGGCAUCGAUUCCUUCUUGAAGAGUUCCGAGUUUGCCGACCCAUCUCUUUUACAUCCUCUCGCCGGCCUAGACAAGGAAAGUUUAGAGUACUUAAGCCUAGAGGAUUCGGCUCUGUCAGACCUUCCCGGCGCGCAAUCUGCCAUCCCUUCCCGAGGCUUCAGCGACGACUUGUGUUAUGGAACUGGUAUCACAUAUCUUUCAGCACUGACAUUGGGAGGUGCCUGGGGACUCCAAGAAGGAUUAAGAAGAUCUGCUGGUCAACCACCGAAGCUUCGUCUGAACUCGGUUCUAAACGCUGUUACACGAAGAGGCCCGUUCCUCGGCAACUCUGCGGGUGUCAUCGCAAUCACCUACAACUGCUUUAACUCAGGCAUCGGAUACAUCAGGGGGAAACACGACUCGGCGAAUACUAUUGCAGCAGGAGCUUUGAGUGGCAUGAUAUUCAAGAGCACAAGAGGACUGCGGCCAAUGCUGAUAUCCGGAGGUAUUGUGGCUUCCGCCGCAGGAGCAUGGGCGAUAUCUAGGAAGGUUCUGCUCUUGUCCUCGGAGGAUCAGAGACACGAGCAACACCUUUAAAUCCAACAGCAUUUGCUAGUUUAACGUAUAAACGAACUAUCAGCUCAAACAAGGAAAUUGAGGAUGGGGGUGUUGUAUGAUAGUGGGCCCCGAAACGAGGCCCCGCGCCAUACGAUACUUCGAUGUAAUUUUGUGAAUAAAAUCCACUACUUGGUUAGUGGUGAACGAUGGAUGAUCUCUCCUCUAGCUGGACAAAGUGUAUGAAAUAGGCGGUUAAGCAUAGAAAGCAUCCACGGACGUGGGUGGAUAGGCGUUCAUGUCAGCUACGGCACGGAAUUGAUUUUAAAAUUUUAACGAGCCUCAGUCCGUUUGUAUCAAGGCCACGACGUUAUGUAUGACAUCUGGACCUUGAGGAUUGUGUACCUGAGGGGAGGAGGAAUUAAAAUAUUAGAGGCGUUGGGGCUGCCCAUCGACAGCUACCAUCCAUGUGUACCUUAGGUACGAUUCAAGUUGGCACCUACAAGUACGGCCAUGUAUCUACAUAGGACAUAGUAGUACUUACCUACAUGUAUUAUCUACACUGAUUAUAAUAUUGAAACCCGUA
Messenger RNA from Hypoxylon fragiforme, 1432 nucleotides. RefSeq names its product Tim17-domain-containing protein. The record is from RefSeq and is a predicted model, not a curated record. Bases 184 to 888 code for a protein of 234 amino acids. The transcript is spliced from 2 exons. NCBI's taxonomy places the organism in Eukaryota, Fungi, Ascomycota, Sordariomycetes, Xylariales, Hypoxylaceae. Gene Ontology annotation, cellular component: TIM23 mitochondrial import inner membrane translocase complex; mitochondrial inner membrane. Gene Ontology annotation, molecular function: transmembrane protein transporter activity. Gene Ontology annotation, biological process: protein import into mitochondrial matrix.